ACACUUUAAAGACAUUUAAAGACAGUGUAGACUAAGAUUGAUUUCGUUAACGUUUUAAACAGCCUGUGUAAAAGUCGCGUAAGGACAAAUUAGUGAGUUUGUUGUUGUGAUUUUUCCUGUCUGGAUGACAGCCAACUAAGCUGGCUAACAGAAGGAGCUAAAUCGGUCUCUCUCUCUUUAUUUACGCGUUUAUUGUGUUUUUCACUGCUCGUGAAGGAAUGAGGAACUCCAGGAUAAUCGGAGGUGUGAGUUUACUCUGACAACUGUUUACAUGAGCUGUAAUAAUGGAGAAAGACUCCCUAAUCCUGCUUCAUGAUACGAGAGGACAGUAGACUAUGGCAGGAAACGCGUUCAGCAGUUCAGUCCGUGUGGAGUAAUCAGAGAGAAAGCAAUAACAAAACCAUGGAUGACUCUAGUGUGAAUGGUUCAAAUGUGAAGGUGGCUGUUCGAGUCAGACCCUUGAACAGAAGAGAGAAGGACCUGAAGACAAAAUGUGUGGUGGAAAUGGAGGGGAAUCAGACAGUGCUGCAACCAGCCAGCAGCAACCUCGGAAAGGGAGACAGUAGGAGUCAACCAAAGGCAUUUGCAUAUGAUUACUGCUUCUGGUCUAUGGAUGAGGCAGAAACAAGCAAAUUUGCAGGUCAGGAGGUGGUGUUCCAGUGCCUUGGGGAGAAUCUCCUGGAUAACGCAUUCCAGGGCUAUAAUGCCUGUAUAUUUGCUUAUGGCCAAACUGGCUCAGGGAAGUCGUAUACUAUGAUGGGUUCGGCAGAGCAGCCUGGUCUUAUCCCACGACUGUGCAGUUCUCUGUUUGAAAGGACCAUCCGAGUGGUGAGAGAGGGAGAAAGCUUCACUGUGGAAGUGUCCUAUAUGGAGAUCUACAAUGAGAAGGUCCGAGACCUGCUGGACCCCAAAGGGAGUUCCCAAGCAUUGCGGGUUAGAGAACACAAGGUGUUGGGUCCUUAUGUUGAUGGACUGUCUCGCCUGGCUGUGACCAGCUAUAAGGACAUUGAGUCGUUGAUGUCAGAGGGGAAUAAAUCCCGUACCGUGGCGGCCACCAACAUGAAUGAGGAGAGCAGCCGCUCACAUGCUGUCUUCAACCUCAUCCUCACACACACUCUCCGAGACCUACAGUCUGGGACAAGUGGGGAGAAGGUGAGUAAGCUGAGCUUGGUGGACUUGGCAGGCAGUGAAAGGGCGGCUAAAACUGGAGCGGCUGGGGAGCGUCUCAAAGAGGGCAGCAACAUCAACAAGUCUCUUACUACCCUAGGUCUGGUGAUUUCAGCCCUGGCUGAUCAGGGAGCAGGAAAGAACAAGAAUAAAUUUGUGCCUUACAGAGACUCUGUACUCACAUGGCUGCUAAAGGACAGUCUGGGUGGUAACAGUCGCACAGCCAUGGUGGCCACGAUCAGUCCAGCCGCUGAUAACUAUGAUGAGACUCUGUCCACUCUGCGCUACGCUGAUCGAGCAAAGAGCAUCGUAAACCAUGCGGUGGUAAACGAGGACCCGAACGCCAGGAUCAUCCGGGAGCUGAGGGAGGAGGUGGAGAAACUGCGGGAGCAGCUCACUGAAGCUGAGUCUAUGAAGGCUCCAGAGCUGAAGGAGAGGCUGGAGGAGUCUGAGAAACUAAUUAAGGAAAUGACCGUCUCAUGGGAGGAGAAACUCAGGAAGACUGAGGAAAUUGCACAGGAGAGACAGAAGCAGCUGGAGAGUUUGGGCAUUUCUCUCCAAUCAUCUGGUAUCAGGAUGGUAGAGGAUAAAUGCUUCCUGGUGAAUCUAAACGCAGACCCUGCCCUCAACGAGCUGCUGGUCUAUUACUUAAAGGAUCAUAUGUUAGUGGGCUCAUCAGAUUCUCAAGACAUCCAGCUGUGUGGUUUGGCCAUUCAGCCCCAGCACUGCCUUAUUGACAUCACUCCAGAUUCAAAAGUGAUGCUCACACCAAAGAGAAAUGCUCGUACCUGUGUGAAUGGCACCCCUAUUUAUGCACCGGUCCAGCUUCACCAUGGCGAUCGCAUCCUCUGGGGCAACAAUCACUUCUUCAGGAUUAACCUGCCGAAGUCACGGCCUCGUGUUGCAGCUGAGGCAGAGGAGGGUGGGGGGAUGAAGGCUGCUCCCAGCAUGGAGCAGCUGGAUGUGGAUCUGGACAGAGUGAGUCAGGGCUCCAGUGAGAUCAGCUUUAACUACGAGUAUGCCCAGACCGAAGUCAUGAUGAAGGCACUGGGCAGUGAUGACCAGAUGCAGUGUGUGCUGCAGUCUCUGGAGAGGAGACAUGAAGAAGAGAAGCGUUCUGCUCUGGAGCGUCAACGGCUCCAAUACGAGGAGGAGCUUCAGCGUAUGCGGCAAAGCUUGGGCCCAGAGAGAUCACUGCAACGGAGAAGCAGUGGGACCCCAGCUGUGACCACAACACACACCUCUGAAAGCCACCUCCGCCAAGCCAGCAAUGACAGAGAGGCGGUGUUGACGCGUAGUUUGAGAAAGCUCAGGGAGCAGAUUGUCAAAGCGAACCAGCUGGCAUGUGAGGCCAGCUUAAUCGCAGAGGAGCUCAACAAAAAGACUGAAUACAGUGUCACCCUGCAGAUUCCUGCAGCCAACCUCGACGCCAACCGCAAGAGAGACACUGUGUUGGGAGAGCCUGCAAUUCAGGUGAGGCGAAAAGGGAAAGGAAAGCAGAUCUGGGCGAUGGAGAAGAUGGAGAACAGACUGGUCGACAUGAAGGAGCUCUACCAGGAGUGGAAGGACUACGACGAGGACGAUCCUGUCAUGCGCUCCUACUUUAAGAGAGCUGACCCAUUCUUUGAUGAGCAGGAGAACCACAGUCUGAUUGGAGUAGCGAACGUCUUCCUGGCCUGCCUUUUCUACGAUGUAAAGCUACAGUACGCAGUGCCCAUCAUCAACCAGAAGGGGGAGGUGGCAGGGCGUCUGCAUGUGGAGGCAGAAAGGGUGAGUGGGAAGCUGAAGGCAGAAGGUGGAAGAGAGGAGAUUGACCACAGCCUUGAGGGAGAAACACAUGAACACAGACUGAUCUGCAAGAUAAAGGUGUCUCAUGCCACCGGGCUUCCCCAGCACCUCUCCAACUUUGUAUUCUGUCAGUAUCACUUUUGGGGUCAAGAGGAGCUGGUGUUUAUCGCCCCGAAAAUGGACCUCUCUGCCCCCUCCACUCCUAGCAGCACAGACCCCCAGUGUUUGGUUGUGUUUAACAACAGUAAGGAGAUGGAGGUUUCAGUAACUGAGGAUUUAAUGGAUUUCCUGGCCGAGGGCGCUGUGGCGAUCGAGGUUUAUGGCCACAUACUGGCCAACCCACGCCGAAACCUGGCUCUGUGGGAUCUAGGAGUAAUCCAGGCCAAAACCUGCUCUCUAAGAGAGAGGUGGAGUGAGGUGAUGAGGAGGCUGGAGCUGUGGGUUCAGGUUCUGGAGCUGAAUGAGGGUGGAGAGUUUGUACCUGUGGAGGUUCUUCCUGCUAAAGAUGUCCGUACAGGUGGGGUUUUCCAACUCAGACAGGGUCAGUCUCGGCGUAUCCAGGUGGAGGUGCGCUCUGUGCAGGACUCGGGUACCAUGCCCCUCAUGGUGGAUUGUGUAGUCAGUGUGAGUGUGGGCAGCGUGGAGGUCCGUCCAGCACCAAGAGUGAGAGAUGAAGAAAUGGACAGCUAUCAGGAGAAAGAUCUGGAGCGGUUGAGAGCUCAGUGGUUGGUGGCCCUCACAAAGAGACAGGAGUACCUGGACCAGCAUCUGCAGAAACUCGUCUCCAAACCAGAUAAGUCAGAGGAUGAUGUAGAGAGGGAGUCUCAGUUGUUGGAGUGUCGUUUGACGCUGACGGAGGAGAGGAACGCUGUGCUGGUGCCGUCUGCUGGCAGUGGUAUCCCUGGUGCUCCUGCUCAGUGGGUUCCUGUGCCGGGAAUGGAAACACACAUUCCUGUCAUCUUCCUGGGUCUCAGUGCUGAUGAUUUUUAUGAUGUUGGUUCGGUUCCGCUGGCUGGUUUGGACGCAGUUCUGAAUGAAGAGGAUGAUGAUGAUUUCUUUGAUCUACAGAUUGUAAAGCACCAUGACCGAGCGGUGAGGGCUGAGGCCUCAUGGGACUGCACUGUUCACGAGUGUCCUGAGCUGAGUCGUGGUGGGGGUCCAGAGCAGCGUGUGUAUCUGACCGUGCGGGUGGUCAUGCUCCUCAGUCAUCCAGCUCAGAUGAAGCUUGUCCUGCGCAAACGCAUCUGCGUCAACCUUACCGCACGUCAGGGAUUUGCUAAAAGCCUGCUGAAGCGGAUGUCUCAGAGGAGCACCAUUCCCGGCUGUGGGGUUACCUUUGAAAUCGUCUCCAAUAUACCAGGGGACAUGCAGGGUCCAGAGGACAGGGAGAUGUUGGCCAGGUUGGCAGCCAGUGCAGAAAGACCAGCAGAAGACAGUGAGGCAGCUCUAGAGAAAUAUCUGCAGAGUGUUCUGGCUGUGGAGAAUAUCCUCACUCUGGACCGACUCAGACAGGAGGUUGCAGUGAAAGAGCAGCUCGAUAAUAAAGGGAAGAAAAGUAGACGCUGUUUGAGUUCCCCCAGUAUAAACAGGCUGUCUGGCAGCAGGCAAGAUCUAUCCCUCAACCAUGAGCCUUCAGUCAGUAAAGGAGUUUGGGAUAAACACCACAAUAUGCCUAUGACACAUCCAUCUGUAAAAGGCACAUCACAUUCUGAACUGUCCCAAAGCCACAACCCAGAUCCAGGACUUUCAGGAUUGGCUGCUUCUUAUUUCUCUCCAGUUAAGGCCCUGGUGACGCCAAUGCCCAAAAUGCUCAAGUCCCUUUUCCCUAAAAGAGAUGACAAGAAAGACCUGAACAUUCCUCCACUUUCAAUGCAGCAGGUGAUGUUGACUGAGGAGGAGGAUCCUGAGAGGGACAGAGUAGUUGUGUUUGACCUGUUUGGGGGAGGUUCAAAUGUUCCCCGCAUUAUAAUCCAGUCCGCAAGUCUUGACGAAAACCUCACUUCACCUAAACUGGAUCCUGAGAAAAAAUCCACUCCACAACAAUUCACAGUAGAGAACAUGGAGAGCGCAGUAUUUUCUCCUUCAUCCUCCUCUUUGCCUGAGGCAGGAAACUCGACAACUACUGAAGCAGCAUCAGACACUUACGAAAAAAACACACCUGAUGUUCAGAUCCCGGUUACAGAAAGCCAAACAGAAGACCUGUCUCAGUUAGUAGAGGCUCCUGCUCAGGUUCAGUCUGAGACAGAAGACUCUACUCACAGCCCAGUUAGCAGUACAUCCAGCGGCUACAUGUCCACCAGCAUCUCUACAGCAACACUCUCAGAAACUCUCGUCUCAAACACAGACCUACAGUUCGAGUCCAGUGUAAAGGAAACUUCUGAAUCCUCACACACUCCGGAGUUACUAGAAGGCAGGGAUCCUUCUGUAGAUGUUAUCGUCACUGGAGAGCGAGGUGAAGAGGAUUCUAGCUUUAGUGAUAAAGAGGGACACUCUGAAAAAGCCACGAUGGCUGAACAGUCAGUUAAGGGGGAUAAUGGCCCAAUGCUUCUUGAAAACACUACGACUGUGGAUACUACUUUUGCCGUGUCUGAGGAAAAAAUCACUAAUUUACUAUCUUUAGAAAGAUCUAAUCUAGGACCUGCUGCAGAAGAAGCACUUCUGGCUGGAUCAUCACCUGUAACACAAUCUUCUAACCUAUCUUCUGAGACUGGAUCGCCAACUGUAACCCAACCAUCCAGCCAACCGGCUGCUGAUAUAGAAGAAGCACUCCUGCCUGGAUCAUCACCUGUAACACAAUCAUCUAACCUACCUUCUGAGGCUGAAUCGCCCACUGUAACCCAACCAUCCAGCCACCCUGCUGCUGAUAAAGAAGAAGCACUCCUGACUGCAUCACCAGACUCAGCUCCUCAUCCUGAAGACCAAACCUCCAAACCCUUACCCCAAAUAAACACUGCCAGCCCUCUACCUGCUGUAAACCACUCACCAGCACCAUCAAUAAAGCAACAACAGCCACUUCAACCACUAGCACCAGGUCUUGAGACCCAGAAGCCCCUGAGCUCCACUUCAAACCCCUUCAAAAUCCAAAAAGUAAAGACUUCUGGCUUGAAGUCUUUCAAAGGGAUCAUUCAUGAGGUAGAAGAAGAUGAGGUUAAAGAAGCCAUCGAUCCGCUGUCAGGCUUGAGCGAUCCUUUGGAAAAGCUGGAGAUCCUGUCAGAUACAGAGGAAGUCCACGAGGAAGGUCCCAUUCCAGACUGGCUGAAGGAGGAUGAAUAUGUGACUGUGGGCAGCAACAAGAACGGCACAGUGCGCUACGUUGGACCCACUGACUUCGCAGAGGGCAUCUGGAUUGGUGUGGAACUUGAUGUCCCAGCAGGUAAAAACGACGGCUCAGUGGGCGGCCGGCAUUAUUUCCACUGUAACCCGGGCUAUGGUGUUCUGGUGAGGCCAGACCGAGUGUCUCAAGCUUCAGGCACGACGAAACGACGGCGUCAGAAACGCAAACAGAACCUCUCGGGCUCCAGCCCCAACCUAGCAGCUCUGACUGCACUCGCUAAAGGAGAGGGAUCUGGAGGAACACGCAAAGGAGAGAACAGGAAAUCCUGGAACAGCUGAAAGUAGAGAUUCCUGCUCUGUUUUUUUCACCACUACUUCUGGAUGCUUACAUGCUUCAUGGAUAAUUAGCAUUAGCCUUAUUCAGAAUCACUACAUUGCUGUUUUAAUGCUACGAAAGACUUUUAAAAACAAAUAUAUAAAAGCAGCAUAGUGUUAACUUUGUAGGACACCAUGCUGCCUUGUGCUCCGGCUCUUUCCUGAUGAUGAAUGUUUUGGUGAAAUACUUCAUCCUGCUGCACUGAUCAGUAUUUUUUAUUUUUUUAUUGUUUUACUACAGAACAUGUGCCUUAAAGUGUGUCUGUCUGCAUCAUCUAUACUUGAUAUCUGUAUUAGCUUCCUAGGACAUCUCAGGGAAGGAUGAUGAUCUUUAUGAUUACUAUUAUUAUUAAUAUUGAUAACAGGGACUUGUAGAAUACGUUUUACUUUUUCAUGAAAACCAUGAGUUAAGACUAGAACUAAACACUAAUGGAAGCAGCCUAUGCCUUAAGGCUUAGGCUAAAUCUGCAUGUAAUAAUCAGGCCAACAUUGUUAGGUGAAUAUAAAACAUGCAGUAAGAGUGCUUGCUAAAAACAAAAAUACAAUGGUGGUGGGUUUAGCCUCAUUUUGAAUGUGUGUGUUGGUUUUGGGUGUAAUAGUUUUUUUUAUAUGUGAAUGAGUUUAUAGAGUGGUUUUAAAAAAUGAUAAUAUUUAUAUAAGAUAUCUGAGUGUGUGAGAUUGUGUGAGGGUAUGAAUCCUACAGCAUUAAGAUGAACAUUAUGACCACCUCCUUGUUUCUACACUCAUUAUCCAUUUUGUCAUCUCUGCUGAGCAUCUAGGAAUACUUCAUCAUUUCAGAGUGUAGUCCUUCUGUUUCUCCUUUUCUUUAUAAUCAUUUGUUCACCCUCUUUCGGGACCAGGACCCCACAGGACCAGCACAGAGCAGCUAUUAUUAGUUGGGUGGUGAUCGUUCUAAAUUCUGCAGUGUAGAGCUUAGAUUCUCUGCCCAAAGCGCCCCGACAAGAACUUGGGCCAAGAUUUCCCACCACUUUCCUUGUGCCGGGUCAGGUUGGGCUAAAAAAACAACGGUCUGAGACGUAGGCGUCUGUUUUUAAUGCUAUUUUUAUUUUAUAUAAAACUAUGGCAUCACAAUACAUAAAGUAACAAAUAAAACUCUUUAAAAAAAAAGUUGCACAAGUCCCCCGCUUGUCCACAUUACGAACAUACCUUGCAGGGUUGUGUGUAGCUGAUCCUAAAAAAUAUACUUUUCUUAAAUGAUAGGUAAUCUAUGCUUCUUCAGUGUUGCAAUGUUAAUUAACGUUCUGAAUGGAUUUCACUCAUUCAAACAGCCCAAAAAUGUUUUUAAAAAGCUCAGCCUUAAUGCUCUACUUACAAAAAAAUGUCAGGUUUACAUCAGGCUCGGGCUCAUAAUGAAAGCUUAUGGGGCGGAGCAGGUCAGGCCAGGCUGGAUUUUUUGGGCCCUACAAGCUCUACAGCAGUGAUAGUGGCAUGGUGGUGGUGUGUUAGUGUAUGUAAGAGGCAUGAGAGGGUCACAUACAGCAAUGCUGCUGGAGUUUAUAAUCACCUCAGUUUCAAUUCUGAACUGGGACUAGAGCUCACCAACCAGCUCACUACUACACCAUCCAUUGCUGUGUCAGAUCCACUCAUACCAGAACAACAGGACUACAGUCUGUAAUUACAGAACUACAAAGUGCUUCUAUAUGAUCAGUGGAGCAGAAAAAAAAGAAUAAUAGGCAUAGAGACAUUGUUAUGCUUGAUCUGUGCAGACAAAUAUGUUGCACUUUCAAACUUUCCCUAUAAAAGAAUUAACAAUUAAAGCUUUGCUUUUGUACCUGAAACUUGUAUUAAAGCGGAUUCCAUUAAUCUGGGAAACCUAAGAAAAGUUCUUUCCCAUGCCGUCACUAAACACUCCACUGUAUUUGAUUAUUAUUUUUUAUUUAUUUUGCUUAAUUAAAAGCAAACUCUCUCA
Molecule: messenger RNA, 8533 nt
Organism: Astyanax mexicanus (Mexican tetra)
Lineage: Eukaryota; Metazoa; Chordata; Actinopteri; Characiformes; Acestrorhamphidae
Gene: kif13bb
Product: kinesin family member 13Bb
Exons: 43
Coding region: 313-6567 (2084 amino acids)
Biological process (GO): regulation of protein localization; microtubule-based movement
Cellular component (GO): adherens junction
Molecular function (GO): microtubule binding; ATP binding; cell adhesion molecule binding
Source: RefSeq, a predicted model, not a curated record